UGGCGUGCGCGUGCGCACAAGGGGACGCCAGGGCCAGGUACCGCCAAAAAAGAUAAAAACGGAAAGAUUAUUCUUUUUCUACCUCAGAAUAAGGUAUCAACCAGCACGCCCAUGCUUACUAUAGUCUCCCUAACUUAAAAUAAAAUCGCUUUUAAUGUGGGAGUUUAAGGGCGCUCUACUUUUUGCGUACCUCUUUGGUCCCACCAACGGCCACUUCCGGCCUGGAAAGGGGGAAAUGGGCCAGGAGGGCGCAUGCGCAGUGCGUGGCGGCCCCUGCUGUUUCUCGGGCUCUUCUUCCGGCCUUCCCUUCGGAGCCUCUGAGGAGAUUCAGGCGACGGGAGAAGCUUUACCUAUUCGGGCCCAGGCGAAUGGCUUUUGAACCCGGAGGUGGACGAGAUUAGGCCUGGGUGUUUUGUUUUUUUUUCCAUUGGGGUUUCUGUCAGGGGUCUGCUUGGGACCCUCAGCUUUCUCUCACUAUGGAUUAACUUUACCCCAGGCUUCAAGGGGCCUAGCUUUCCAAGGGGUUGUAUUUUGGGGGGUUCCUCUUUCCUGGCUGUUUGACCCUCCCAGCCCUGUCUCUUGCAGCCACAAUGUCUUGAAGAGUGGGCAAGGAAGGUCCCAUAGUGGCCACUUAGAGGCCAAACAGUCGCCUUUCUGCCUCAAUGGGGACCAAGGCCUUUUAGGUCAGGGCCUCCCCUAUUUAUUCCCAUUCCUUUGUCAAAGAAGGGGAGCAGCCACCUCCGAAAUGGGGCCGAGGAGCAGGUUCUAGCCUCCCGGACCCAUGGGCCCGAAGCUGCCUUGAUGAAGACAUUUGUGAGGGCCAGCUGUGCAGUGCUGUUCCUUCAGGAGGAAGAAGAAGAAGAGGAGGAGGAAGAGGCGGCCUGGUCAAGGAGGUCAUGGGGUCGCAGGUGCUGCAGAUCCUGCGCCAAGGCGUCUGGGCCUCGCUGACCGGCGGCUGGUUCUUCGACCCGCACCAGAGCACCUUCUCCAACUGCUUCCACCUCUACACCUGGAUCUUCUUGCUCAUCUUCCCUUUUCUGCUCUACAUGGUGAUGCCUCCCAGCAUUUUUGUGGCUGGCGUGUAUUGUGCCGUGGUGGCCACCUUCUUCACCACGGUCAAGACCAUCAACUACCGCCUGCACACCAUGUUCGACCAGGGAGAGAUUGUGGAGAAGAACUCGGCCCUGGCAGAGGCAGCCAAGACCGAGGAUGGGGCUACAGCGGAUGAUGGCAACUUGGCCAGAGACCCAGGUGGGGUGGAGAUGACAGUUUUCCGCAAAGUCAGUUCCACGCCUCCGGUGCGUUGCAGCUCCCAGCAUUCUGUGUUUGGCUUCAAUCAGGUCAUGGAUCUUCUACCGCACUUGGAGGAUGGUGGUCCAGCAAGAGACAUCAAAGAGCUAGUGCGUGAGCAAGGAAGCAACAACGUUAUCGUCACUGCAGCCGAUCGGGAGAUGCUUCAGCGCUGUUCGCCUGAGAACUGUGUUGGUGAUGUUUCAGCAGUACCUACCGACCUGGAAGCUGCAAGUAGCAGCCUCCUGCCUCUUCCUAAGAUGGAGCCCGCACCCAGCGGCCGAAAGCUCCCUCCUGCACUCCCCAUCCAGACCUCAAUCCAGAGCACAGACUCCUCAGAACAGUCUCCUCCGGCCGGGGCAGGAUUGCAAGCACCCCACUGGACCGCUAGCGAGUCUGAGAGUGUGGGGGACACGCCGCUGAGCCCUCUGAUCAAGAGCAGCUUAAGCGAGGAGCUCAGCCAGAGCUUCCUGAGCCUGGCCUUGCCGGAGACCGGGAGCCGGCGAGAGAAGCGCCGCUCUGGAACGGAGUACCAGCCUUUGGAGCCUCGGCCGGAGCGUCCUCUCAAGGCCGGCUCCUCUGACAGCUGCUUCAGCGGCACCGACAAAGAGACGCCCAGCACUUUGAGCAGCUACCGCAGCGAGAAGACCAACUCCACGCACUUGGACAGCCCCUCUUUGGGGGUGGGCGCCGGGGAGGGCCCCCCAGGGAAGGAGCCAGGGAUCGGCAUGUCUCCGCCGCCAGACGGAGGCAGCGAUACGGAUGCCCUUUCGGACAGCGAGCUGCUGCGGUCUCCGGAGCUGGGCCUCCUCGGGGAGCUGAGCUUCGACACGCAGAACACUCUCAACUCCCUAGAAACUGUCAAAGGUGAUGGGGAACUGUGGGGCGGCCCCGAGCCGGAGCAAGUAGUCCGCCCCAAGGAGCUGGGCCUCAAUGGCCGCCGGCACCUCUCCCGCAAACACGGCAGUGCCUACUUGCCCAUGCGGACUCUCUUGGACAGCAAGGCCUAUGCGGAAGGCUUUUUCGCGGAUGAGGAUUCCAGCGACUGCAGUGACUUAAGCCGGGCCUCCAGCCUGCACUCCCAGCACAACUACAGCUCCGACACUUCCUCCAGCACUUCCUGCUACUCCCCUGAGCGCCACCCGCCCUCCCAGCACGGCAAGCAGGGCCACUCUAUGGCCGAGGCCAAACCCCCGCCACCGCCGCCCCCCGAAGGUGCCGCCCUUCUGCCCAAACAUUCCCACUACGCCCAGCGGACAGGCAGCACCGCCAGCGCCAAGACCCACGCCCGGGUGCUCAGCAUGGACGGCAACCACGUGGCCGAUGGGAAGCUCCUGGGCUCCCUCACCAUCUCCAAGUCGGAUUUGGAGGCCCACGCAGGGAGGCUGACCGUGGAGCAAGAAUCAGCCAGUACCGUGCGCAGCCAGUCGGCCAACCAACCGGGUUGGAGAGGGGAGCUGCAGGCCGAAGGGGCGGUUGGAGGGGGGGAAGAUGGUCCCAAGCCUGACCGAUCAAACAGCGCAAAACGCAUGCAGGCCAUGAGACGGCGUCACAACGCGGGCAGCAAUCCCACACCCCCAUCUUCGGUGAUGGGAUCCCCACCCAGCCUCCAGGAUUUGCAGCGGGGCCGUGCCUCCUCGCAUUCCCGGGCGCUCACCCUCCCCUCGGCCCUGCAGUUCGCCAGCUCCCUCCUGCUUCCACGCGGCGCCAUCCACGAAGCCUGCAACUUUGACGACACCUCGGAAGGGGCGGUUCACUAUUUCUACGACGAGAGUGGAGUCCGACGGUCGUAUACGUUUGGUCUAGCGGGAGGUGGCUACGAGAACCCAGUGGGCCAGCAAGUCAGCAUGGACCACGCCACCAACAGCGGCUGGGACAGGCAUUCGCACUCCUCCAGCUUCAACUCCGCAGAGGUCCCCGAAGGGACCCCGGCCCUGACGCUGCUGCAGCCACGACCCGUGGUCCUCCAGGGCAUGCAGGUGCGGAGGGUGCCGCUGGAGAUUCCUGAGUUCGAUCUCCUGGAUCAGGAGUCGCUGCACGAGUCGCAGGAGAACACGCUCAUGAUCGAGGACAAGUGCCACCCACGCCAGUACUACAAGUUCUGGGUGCUGCCCGGGCGCUGGAUGCGGGUGCGCUACGACCGGCUGGCUCUUUUGGCUCUGCUGGACCGGAACCGCCGGGUGAUCGAGAACAUCUUUGUGGUGCUGCUGGUGAGCCUGGUGGCCUUCCUUGGCUACCUCCUCCUCCUGCAGGGCUUCUUCCGGGACAUUUGGGUAUUCCAGUUCUGCCUGGUCAUUGCCAGUUGCCAGUAUUCCUUGCUGAAGAGUGUCCAGCCAGAUGCAGCUUCCCCCAUGCAUGGCCACAAUUGGAUCAUCGCCUACAGCCGCCCCGUUUACUUCUGCGUGGCUUGCUUGCUCAUCUGGCUGCUGGACCUCUGUGCCCGCACCGUGCCCUUCCCGCCCGUGGCCUUCUACGACCUCACCCUCUUCUCCGCCGACUUCUUCUACUGCGCCCGAGACGUCGUGAUUGUCUUCACCCUCUGCUUCCCAGCCAUCUUCCUCUUUGGACUUCUCCCCCAGGUCAACACUUGCUUCAUGUACCUUCUGGAGCAGGUGGACAUGAACAUCUUCGGUGGAACAGCUGCCACCAGCCCCCUCACUGCCUUCUUUGCUCUCUUGCGCAGCAUCCUAGUGGCAUCCUUUCUGUACGGCUUCUGCCUUGGAGCGAUCAAGACUCCGUGGGGUGACCAGCACGUGCCCGUCCUCUUCUCUGUUUUCUGUGGUCUUCUCGUGGCGCUUUCCUACCACCUGAGCCGCCAGAGCAGUGACCCGACUGUCCUCUGGUCUCUAAUCCGAACCAAGCUCUUCCCUGAUUUGGAGGACCACAGUGUCGAGAGCCCCUCGGUUGGGAUUAAGGACCCACUGCCGGAAAAACUGCGUAGUUCACUGCGGGAGAUCCUCCAUUCGGACCUGGUGAUGUGUGCGGUCAUUGCCGUCUUGACCUUUGCGAUCAGUGCCAGCACGGUCUUCAUCGCUCUGGAGUCUGUCCUAGGUUAUGUGCUCUAUGCCUUGGCGGGCCUGGUGGGCUUUGUCACUCACUACCUGCUGCCGCAGCUCCGUAAACAGCUGCCCUGGUUCUGCCUCUCCCAGCCGGUGCUGAAACCACGCGAAUACAGCCAGUUCGAAGUGCGCAGCGCUGCCCAGCUGAUGUGGUUUGAGAAGCUCUACGCCUGGCUGCAAUGCGUGGAGAAGUACUUCAUCUACCCGGCCGUGGUGCUCAACGCCCUCACCAUCGACGCCCACUUGGUCAGCAGCCCGAGGCAGGACAAGUUCUGCAUCUACUGCCGUGCGCUGCUCCUCACCAUUGCCGGCAUGAAGCUCCUGCGCUGCUCCUUCUGCUGCCCACCCCAGCAAUACGUCACCUUGGGCUUCACCGUCCUCCUUUUCCAGUUCGACUACAAGCAGUACUCCGAGGGCUUCCUCACCGACUACUUCGUCAUGUCGAUCCUCUUCAGCAAGCUGUGGGACCUGCUCUACAAACUGCGCUUUGUGCUCACCUAUAUCGCUCCUUGGCAAAUUACGUGGGGCUCGGCUUUCCACGCCUUUGCCCAGCCAUUCGCCGUGCCUCACUCGGCCAUGCUGUUUGUCCAGGCGGUGCUUUCGGCGCUCUUCUCCACGCCGCUCAACCCGUUGCUGGGCAGUGCCGUGUUCAUCAUGUCCUACGCUCGCCCCGUCAAGUUUUGGGAGCGCGACUACAACACCAAGAGGGUCGACCAUUCCAACACACGGCUCGCCACGCAGCUUGACCGCAACCCAGGUGCAGAUGACAACAACCUGAACUCCAUCUUCUACGAACACCUGACGCGCUCGCUGCAGCACACUCUCUGCGGAGACCUCAUGCUUGGGCGGUGGGGCAACUAUACCACGGGGGACUGCUUCAUCCUGGCCUCGGACUAUUUGAAUGCUCUGGUGCACCUCAUCGAAAUUGGCAACGGCCUGGUCACUUUUCAGCUGCGGGGCCUUGAGUUUCGGGGGACCUAUUGCCAGCAGCGGGAAGUGGAGGCCAUCACGGAAGGGGUGGAGGAGGACGAGGGCUGCUGCUGCUGCGAACCUGGCCAUUUGCCCCGCAUGCUGAGCUUCAACGCAGCCUUCGGGCAGCGCUGGCUGGCCUGGGAGGUGGCCGCCACCAAGUACGUCCUGGAGGGCUACAGCAUCAGUGACAACAACGCCGCCUCCACGCUCCACGUCUUCGACCUGCGCAAGAACCUCAUCACUUACUACGUCAAGAGCAUCAUUUACUACGUGACUCGCUCCCCGAAGCUGGACGACUGGCUGGGCAACGAAGGCAUCCAGGAAGCCCUGCGGCCCUGCAGCUCCCACAGCUACGCCGACAACGACCCCACCUUCAACCUCAACAUCGACGAAGACUACGACCACCGCAUGUCGGGGAUCUCCCUGCCUUCCUUCUGCAACAUCUACCUCGAAUGGAUCCAGUAUUGUGCAGAGCGCAGGCAGAAGACGGUGGACCCAGACUGGAACUCGCCUCUCGUCAUCCUUUGCUUCGCGCUUUGCAUCCUGGGACGCCGGGCUCUGGGGACCGCCUCCCACAGCAUGUCAGCCAGCCUGGAGCCUUUUCUGUACGGCCUCCAUGCCCUCUUCAAGGGGGACUUCCGGAUCACUUCGCCCCGUGACGAAUGGGUCUUUGCUGAUAUGGACCUGCUGCACCAGGUGGUGGCUCCAGGAGUGCGCAUGUCCCUCAAGCUGCAUCAGGACCACUUUACCUCCCCGGACGAGUACGACGACCCAGCCGUGUUGUACGAGGCCAUACGCUCCAACGAGGAGAAGAUGGUGAUCUCCCACGAAGGGGACCCGGCGUGGCGUAACGCCAUCCUCACCAACACCCCGGCCCUGCUGGCCCUGCGCCAUGUCAUGGAUGACGCCAGCGACCAGUACAAGAUCAUCAUGCUCAACAAGCGCUACCUCGGCUUCCGCGUCAUCAAGGUGAACCGGGAAUGCGUGCGCGGCCUCUGGGCAGGGCAGCAGCAAGAGCUGGUCUUCCUCCGGAACCGGAACCCAGAGCGCGGCAGCAUCCAGAACGCCAAGCAGGCCCUGCGCAACAUGAUCAACUCCUCCUGCGACCAGCCCAUCGGCUACCCCAUCUACGUCUCGCCCCUGACCACCUCCUACGCCGGCAGCCACCUGCAGCUCCAUUCCCUCUGGGGGGGUCCCAUCAGCUUGCACAACAUCUCGACGUGGUUCAUACGCAAUUGGGAGAGGCUUCAGAAAGGCUGCGGAGCAGGUUGCAACAGCGGAGGAAACAUUGACGACUCCGACUGCGGUGGAGGCUCCGCCUCGCUCAACAACAACCCCCAGGUUCACGGGGUCCAGAUUCCUGGGAGCUUGGCUCCCAGCGUCGGGCCAGUGGCUGCCAGCCCAGCCGAGCCCACAGCCACCACUGCCCAGCCUCAGGCAGAUCAAGACCCCGGGCUCCCCGCUCCGAGCCACAGCUGGCUGGUCCAGCCCCAGUCAGCCCACGCGUCGAGCCAGGGCGAAGGGCGGCCCACCCCGACUCCAGCUGCGUCUUGGCCCCCCGGCCCACACUUCCUGGGAAGCCAGCUCUCCUGCGCAAGCUCCUUGGCGUCGGUAGCCGAGGGCGUGGGACGUGGGCCUCUUCCGCUCCGCCCGGGGCUCGGGGCCCCAUCCCCAUUUGCCUACGAGGGCCUCUGUGGCAAGUGGAGCCUGCCCAGCCGCAAAGGACUGAACGGCUUGGGGGGCAACGACAGCGAGGCCCCCCUGGGGACGCCUCCGCCCCGCACGAAGGACAACCCACCUUUAUCAUCGGCUGUCGCUGCACUGGGGACCCCGGGCCUUGUGGGGAGCCCUAAACCUCAGCCCCCCGAGGCCUCCAGCGACUGCACCCCGUUGCCUCUGGAACCCCCCGCUGCGCUCCAAGGAAGCGUCCCGGUCUCCGAACCCAUUGCGGCCGAAUGGGGCCGACCGCGGGAAGAGGAAGAGAGCCCCGCCGCCGGGCAGCCCCUCCUGGACCAUCAGUACUGAAUCCCGGGGGACGUCUCUCACCCCAAACGAACCGCGGGCUGGUCCCGUUUUUUGACUCUCCCUUGGCCCUUUUUCGGGGGGACCGGAACGCGCUCUCCGCCCGCCCCUCCUUCAGGACCACGGACAGCAAUAAGGGGAGGGAGGCUGCCCCCCUCCUGACCGCUGCAGCCUUCUGUGCCCCCAUUUCCCCCUCUCCUUGCCCCCCACCACUUGCCUGCAGGGGCAGGCUCUACUCUUUUGGGGGGCAGCAAAGAGGGGGAGGACUCCACGCACCACCACCAAACAACCCCUUCGCCCCUCGGGACCCCCCCCCCCCCAAGGACGCUUCUGUUCUUUCUUUUCUUCCUUCCUGUUCUUGUCGUCAUUUCUGGGGGUUAAUAAGAAAAAAUAAUUUUCA
Molecule: messenger RNA, 7743 nt
Organism: Anolis carolinensis (green anole)
Lineage: Eukaryota; Metazoa; Chordata; Lepidosauria; Squamata; Anolidae
Gene: pcnx3
Product: pecanex 3
Exons: 35
Coding region: 897-7346 (2149 amino acids)
Cellular component (GO): membrane
Source: RefSeq, a predicted model, not a curated record